This is a messenger RNA of Chelonoidis abingdonii (Abingdon island giant tortoise), 1184 nucleotides long. RefSeq names its product telethonin-like. The record is from RefSeq and is a predicted model, not a curated record. Gene Ontology annotation, cellular component: Z disc. Gene Ontology annotation, molecular function: titin binding; titin Z domain binding; protein-macromolecule adaptor activity. NCBI's taxonomy places the organism in Eukaryota, Metazoa, Chordata, Testudines, Testudinidae. Gene Ontology annotation, biological process: detection of muscle stretch; cardiac muscle contraction; skeletal muscle myosin thick filament assembly.
CACAACUGGGCUCACACAUACACAACCAGGGCUCACACACACACAGCCGGACUCACCCCCACACCCCACCCCAGCAAGGCGUCCCACAGGGCGAGGAUGUUCGGCAAGAGCGUGGUGCUGCGCAGUGCGGGGGUGCUGUCGGCGGCCGAGCUGGGCUGCCUGGUGAAGGAGGAGGACGUGGUGCGGCACGAAUCCUUCACGGCCGAAUGGAGGGACCUGUCGCUCUCCACCAGGCCCGAGGAGCACUGCUCCCUGCGGGAGGUGGACGAUUGGCGCAAGGAGACGUACUGGCAGCAGCAGGAGACGCGCUUCGUGGUGCAGCGAUCGCCCUGGCUCAUCCUGAGGCUGGGCCGGCUGGGCGAGCGCCUGGCCCGCUACCACCUGCCCUACCAGCGGGCGCUGCCCCUGCCCCUCUUCGUGCCGGCCGACCUGAGCGCCAAGGCCGAGCGGGGAGCCACCCCGCCCCAGCUGCGCCACAUGAUGGACUUCGAGACGGCGCUGGCCGGGGGCUCCCUGCCCAACGGGCAGUGCCAGGACAAGAAGGCCGUGGAGGAGAUCACCAAGGAGCUGCCCCCCGUCGUCCAGCCCAGCCGGCCCGACUUCGGCAAGGGUGACUUCCCCCGCUCCCUGUCCCGCUCCAUGUCCCAGGAGGCGCAGAGGGGCUGAGGGGCCGGGGCACGGACCUGCCCGUAGGACUCUGCGUUCCCAGCUCACGGCUCCCCCUGCAUGAGAAAUACCCACAGUGAGCCGGGCAACGCGGGGUUACUGUAGAGGCCCAUCCCCGGGCCAAAGCCAUCCCGGGCGUAAGCUCAGCGAGGUUACGCUGUGGCUGCAUGUGGCUUUUUGAGUUAGACGGUGAGCUCUGUGGGGCUGGGACCAUGGGUUCGUACAGCACCAUGCAUGCUGAUGGGGUUGCAAGCGGAACGCUGUCUCUUUAAGAACAGCCUUCCCGGCUGAGCUGUCGAUCAGCUGUCAGCAAGCCUGUCACAGCAGCUGAUGAUCCAGUGGGGGAGGGGAGUGUGGGCUAGUGGUUAGAGCAGUCAGGGGCAGGGAGCCAGGACGCCUGGGUUCUAGCCCCAGCUUCGGCACAGGAGUGUUGGCUAAUAGGUAGCGAAAUGGAGGGAGCUGGGAGCCAGGAUUCCUGGGUUCUAGCCCCAGCUCCGGCAGAGGAGAGUUGGGUAGAG